AUGAUUAAUACAUCUACACAAUUUCCUUCGUUGCCAACGGUGAGUUACCUAUCGUUUUUUGUUAAUGAAAAACAAAUCGUUGAACAUCAUGUUGAACCCGAUUGGACUCUGCUAUGGUAUCUUAGGAACAAAUUGGGUCUAACCGGCUCAAAAUUGAGCUGUGGUGAGGGUGGCUGCGGAGCAUGUACAGUGCUCAUAUCCCAACGUGUUGAUUCAAAUUCAAGUCAAAUUGAACAUCGCACAAUCAAUGCUUGCUUGACUCCAGUCUGUUCUAUCGAUGGCUGUCAUGUGGUAACUGUCGAAGGAUUAGGCUCAGUAUCGAAAUCGAAUCUUCAUCCAAUUCAAUCUCGUCUUGCCGAAAUGUUCGGUUCACAAUGUGGAUUUUGCACGCCGGGUAUGGUCAUGUCUCUCUAUGGAACAAUCACAUCAAUCAACAAUCAAUCGUCACUGACAAUACAGGACAUUGAAGAAGCACUUGAUGGAAAUCUUUGUCGCUGUACAGGUUAUCGACCGAUUCUGGAUACAGCGAAAAGUUUCGCAGAAGAUAUUCAUAAACAGUCUCAUCGGGAUGCAUCACCACUGGAAACAACAUCAACUACCUUCGACAAAUGUGUAGCAUUUGCCAAGCAUAACGGAUCAGCAACGGCUCAAGUUGACUUCCCUCAGCAGCUGUACCAUCAUGUUGCACAAUCUAUUCACAUUCAAGAAUUGCAACAACUGAGACGAACACCAACCUCAUUGAUGAUUGGAAGUGGUGUAACAUUCACGCGUUUGAAAUCGAAACUGAUCGAAUGGAAUGACGCAGAUAUUGAUGGUGGUGUUUGCCAGGCCCUCAUUGAUCAAUUGAGAUACUUUGCCACACCACAAGUACGCAAUGUUGCUUCACUAGGUGGCAGCAUCGUCAAUGCAUCACCAAUGUCGGAUAUUAAUCCAGUGCUUCAAGCUGUUGAUGCGUCACUCGAACUGCAGGGAGCCAACGGUAAUCUGGUGCGUGAUGUGUCAAUUCGUGACUUCUUUAUCGGCCAUCAUCGUGUGGCGAUGAACGACGAUGAAGUGCUCGUUGCUAUCCAUAUUCCACUACGGAAACCUUUAUGUAAAUCAUUUAUUCGAGCAUACAAACAAGCUCGACGACGAUGUGCUGAUCAUGCAGUUGUCACUGCUGGUCUUCAAGUUGAAGUUGAACUAUCAGAUUCUGAAAGUGGCCAAUGGCGAAUUGUUUCAACAUGUCUUUCAUUCGGUGGAAUGGGACCGACAACAGUGAUGGCAAAAAUAACACAACAAGAACUCGUUGGGCGAUUGUGGACAAGAGCAACCAUUAAUAAAGCAUAUCUUAGCGCUGCUUCACGUGUAUCUGGAUUUGUAUCUUUUGUCAAUCAUACCGACGUACUCGGUCGAAAUGACAUCGAUCAGACUCUUCCUAAUGAAGAACUAUUUGUCUCGUCGACUGCUCCAUGCGUCGGAGCCGUAAUCGGUGUUGUUGUGUGUGAAACAGAGCGAGCAGCACAUGAAGCUGCACAUCACGUUCAAAUCGAAUAUGAACUGUUGACACCAACCAUCUUGACGAUUGAAGAUGCCAUUCAACAUGAAUCAUAUUUAGGCAGCGAAUAUCGACUUCGAUGUGGUGAUACGAAGAAAGCUCUGGAUGAAGCUGAACACACCCUCGAAGGAACAUUGCUAAUUGGCGGUCAAGAACACUUUUAUCUCGAAACACACUGUUGUCUCGCCAUACCAUCGAAUGAUGAUCAAGAAUUGACAUUGUAUGCAGCAACACAAAAUGCCGGCAAGAUUCAAGAAUUAGCCGCAUUGGUGUUAGGUCGUGAUGAGAGUCACAUCACAUGUCACGUUAAACGAGUUGGAGGUGGAUUCGGCGGCAAAGGAUCAAGAUCGUAA
Rotaria sp. Silwood2 is the source of this 1890-nucleotide messenger RNA. The record is from the annotation of a GenBank genome assembly. Lineage: Eukaryota; Metazoa; Rotifera; Eurotatoria; Philodinida; Philodinidae.